ACGGCACUCUUUCGAAGUAAAGUACCAUCAGCCUUCACAGCCUCAGUACUAUAAUGAACCCAUGCAGAUGAAUAGAAAUGGCGGGAACGCCUAGUUUGGCCCGCCAAUUGAACCAUCUGCGCCCAUGCCUCAAUGGCCUCAAUUUUCACCAAAUCCACUGAAUCAUAAUAUAGAUAAAACGGAUAUAUCUCACAGCUGCCACAAAUUCCCUACUACAACCAACAGAACAUGACUAACGGGUAUAGCCAACGCUACCCAGCCGAGCAGACACAGCAGCCGUUGGCACGAUCUUCGUAUUGCCCCACAUCGGGAGAUGAGUAUCAAGAAGCGUCUCGAUCCCCGGGUUCAACAAGUUGCCAACAUUGGAGUAGUGAAGCAGAACCAUCUACUAGUUCUAGAUCAGAACCACAACCGACGAUAAGAUAUCCUCACGUAAUUACGAGAGGACAGGGACAUGAGAUCAUAUGGACUGAUAGACAACCGAACUGGCAACCGAAUGGGCAAUCGAAUGGGCAACCGAACAAAAAGCCGAAUGGAGAGGGGAACGGAGAAUCAAACCAACAGUGCAAUGGGAGGGCGGACUGGCACGGGAGUCGACACGAGAACGGGCGAAUGAACGAGCAAGUGAAUGGAUGGACACAGGCAAACCAGCCAGGGCACAGUAGCCGGCAGAGGGCCUAUGCCGACCGAGAUUCCUCGACUAAUAGCCAGGGAAAUAGGGACAUGGCUAGAUGCGGGUGUACUCGCAGGUGCACUGCCGGAUGCCCUCGCGGUCGAUACAGCCCUGCGAACUCUCGACAUACAAACCGUGAAUAUGAUGGGCGGGAUAGGCGGGAUAGGCGGGAUAGGCGGGAUAGGCGGGAUAGGCGAGACAGGCGAGACAGGCGAGAUGAAUCUGAUCCUGGGUUAACACGACAUGAGCUUGACUACAUGGCUUGGGAACUGGGUGUUAUCGGUCGACGGAUGCAAACCAUCGGGACUCGGUUGCCUCGGUUGCGACCUAGUCCAACAAGAAGGAUUCAUGGUUCGGAGUCUGAGCAUGAGGGAUGCUAGAAAGUUGAAUCAUAGCGGGUGUUGGUAUUACUAAGAUUCUACAAGUAUAUCAGCGUAGGAAUGAUACAAGUUUUUUUCUUCAAGAC
Messenger RNA from Daldinia decipiens, 1139 nucleotides. RefSeq lists its product as uncharacterized. The transcript has 2 exons. The record is from RefSeq and is a predicted model, not a curated record. Lineage: Eukaryota; Fungi; Ascomycota; Sordariomycetes; Xylariales; Hypoxylaceae. The coding region runs from base 229 to 1053 and encodes 274 amino acids.